Messenger RNA from Rhea pennata, 1209 nucleotides. Its product is annotated as natriuretic peptides A. Gene Ontology annotation, biological process: receptor guanylyl cyclase signaling pathway; neuropeptide signaling pathway; negative regulation of systemic arterial blood pressure. Gene Ontology annotation, molecular function: hormone receptor binding; hormone activity. The coding region runs from base 100 to 522 and encodes 140 amino acids. The record is from RefSeq and is a predicted model, not a curated record. The transcript has 3 exons. Gene Ontology annotation, cellular component: cytoplasm; extracellular region. Lineage: Eukaryota; Metazoa; Chordata; Aves; Rheiformes; Rheidae.
CUUCGGAAGAGAGAGGAUAGGACAAGGAAGAGAGAGACCUGAAGAGAUAUCUCAGAAGGAGCAGCUUGAACUUCCCAUAUUCCCAACGAGCUCAGCGCCAUGGAUACUAAAGGCUCAUUCUCCUGUGGCUUCCUCUUGCUGCUUCUCAUCCAGUUCCAGUCCAGCAGAGCCAACCCCAUCUACAGCCUUAGCCCUGCCAAAGAGCUGGCCAGCAUGGAGGCUCUUCUGGAGAAACUGGAGGAUAAAUUUGCACUGAUUGAAGCCCUGGAGUCCAAUCCUGACCUGCAAGAGCCCAAAACCCAAGAGGAGAUCCCAUCAGAACUUGUAGAUGACAGUGAUGAUCAAAAGGAUGAAUCCAGACUAGCACCUGGCACCCCUCUGUCCUACAGAGACCCCUUCCUCAAGAGACUGAGGGGGUUGCAGAUGCCCAGGAUGAUGAGAGAUUCUGGCUGCUUUGGGAGGAGAAUUGACAGAAUUGGCUCCCUGAGCGGAAUGGGUUGCAAUGGUUCCAGGAAGAAUUAGGAAGACCCCCUUACCCUGUGCUAUGAAGAAUGCUUUACAGUACCCGUUCCUCCCAAGAUGAAAGCCAGAAGCUUUCUAAACUCUUCAACUGAAAGUUAUUCCAAUUUUUAUUUAUUUAUUUAUUUAUUUAUUUGAUGUUUUUUAAAGAACAUUUCUUACUCUAGCACCAAGUGACCAUCUUUAAAUAAAACUAGCACAUUAGAUGUCUAUGCUGGACUUCUCUCAUGUCUGUUACAUUAAACCUUCAUGUAUUUUCCUAAAGUCAAAAGCCUAUGUUUUUUUGGUAUGCUGGCACCCAGAAGGCUGGAUCUCACUUAUGAAAGACUAAGAAAGUAUGAACUAGGGAGAAAUAAGAAUGAGUUUUUCACUAGCAUUUUCUGUUCUACUCUAGGAAAUUGUAACGGAUUAGCAGGAAAAAAAAUUGCUCAACCUUGGAAGACCAGUAUGAGCCGUACUAUAGACAGGGUUGCAGUAACAAGAGAGUCCUUUUGCUGGAAUAGAUUAUUCAGUCAAGAGAACUGCCACCUCACUACAGUAAAUCCCUCAUAUGUAGGCAAAAUUUACAAGAAAAAAAAAAGAUCACAAAACUACAAAAGUUACAAGAUAACCAGAGGGAGGAAAGGGAAUUCAUUGUAUAUGCUUUCUAGCACUGACCAAAUAAAGGCUAUGAGCAUCAACAGAAAGAUA